GUACCUAGUGAGAUUCUUUACAGGGAGAGCAAAGCGAGCGUCGGUGCUAGUGGCUUUAAAUGGGCGCCAGGCGUACGGCAUUGUCUCUGUCGCGAGUCGCUACUUGAUCCGAUCGUAGGUUGCCGCCCCAGAUCAUCGCUUUCAUCCAUUGCCGCGUGCGAGCGCCGCUGUAAAAUCGUUUCUUGGAGCCAGCCAGUGUGUUCUUGCGCAGAUGGCCAAAGAUCUGGGUGCGUCGUCCCCGAAAUAUCACCAGAUCGUGGACAAGAAGCGCAGCUACACGCGUUUCUUGCUCACGGCGCUAUGCUGCCUCGCCUUCUACCUCAUCGGCGCCUGGCAGAACAGCUCCAAGGUCCACAUUGAUUCCACCACCGUCUCCUACUCUACCGGAUGCGGCGCGCUGGAUUUCCAGGCUCACCACUCGGCAUCGGCAACGGCAGCGUCGAAAAUCUCUUCGUCUUCCGCCCUGGAUCCCUCCACCGCUCCAGUCCCAGCCUGCGACAUGGGAUUCAGCGAGCACACGCCCUGCCAGGAUGCCAAGCGCUCGCUCCAGUUCGAUCGAGCGCGGCUGGUGUAUCGAGAGAGGCACUGCCCGCCCGACAGCGAGAAGCUCCAGUGCUUGAUUCCAGCUCCGGUGGGCUACAAGAAUCCUUUCUCGUGGCCCAAGAGCCGGGACUACGCAUGGUUUGCCAAUGUUCCUCACAAGGAACUUACGGUGGAGAAGGCCAUCCAGAACUGGAUCCAGUACGAGGGCGAUAGGUUCUUCUUUCCAGGUGGUGGAACCAUGUUUCCUCGCGGUGCCGAUGCCUACAUUGACGAUAUCAACUCCAUUCUUCCGCUCACGGAUGGGACCAUUCGAACAGCUCUUGACACUGGCUGUGGUGUUGCUAGCUGGGGAGCUUAUCUCCUCAAGAGAGGGAUACUCACAAUGUCGUUUGCUCCGAGGGACACUCACGAAGGCCAAGUUCAGUUUGCUUUAGAGCGAGGAAUUCCUGCGAUGAUCGGCAUCAUGGCUUCUCAGAGGUUGCCUUAUCCCGCGAGAGCAUUCGACAUGGCUCACUGUUCUCGAUGUCUCAUUCCUUGGACUGCUUAUGAUGGCCUCUACUUGAUCGAGGUUGACCGUGUUCUUCGUCCCGGUGGCUACUGGAUCCUGUCUGGGCCUCCUGUCAACUGGAAGCUGCACUGGAAAAGCUGGCAGAGGACCAAAGAGGACCUGAGUGGGGAGAUGACCGCGAUCGAGAAUAUGGCGAAGAGCUUGUGCUGGAAAAAAAUUGCAGAGAAAGGGAACCUUGCAAUCUGGCAGAAACCGAAAGAUCACACCGACUGCUCCAAUGGUCCCGAGUUCUGUGACAAAGAGCAGGAUCCUGAUCUUGCCUGGUACAAGCCUAUGGAGGCAUGCAUUUCGAAACUCCCGGAAGCUGACCAAAGCGAAGAUCUACCAAGGUGGCCCUCUCGGCUAACCACGACACCAUCACGAAUCUCCAGCGGCUCACUAUCCAGUGAAGACAGCUUCAACGCCGAUACUCAACUCUGGUCGCAGAGAGCCUCGUACUACAAGAAGACGGUGCUACCAGUGCUUUCUUCGGGAAGGUACCGUAACAUCAUGGACAUGAACUCCGGCCUUGGAGGAUUCGCGGCGGCACUUUCAAUGAACAGCAAAAUGUGGGUGAUGAACGUAGUCCCCCACCACCACCAGCACAAAACUCUGGGAGUCGUCUACGAGCGGGGCCUCAUCGGCGUCUACCACGACUGGUGCGAGGCAUUCUCGACGUAUCCCAGGACUUACGACUUGAUCCACGCUGAUAACGUCUUCAGCCUCUACAAGGACCGAUGCGAGAUGAAAGACAUCCUGAUCGAGAUGGACAGGAUCUUACGUCCCGAAGGAGCCGUGAUCGUCCGGGACCAAGUCGACACUCUCAACCGAGUGAAGCGGAUCAUGACCAGCAUCCGGUGGCAGAGCAAAAUGUACGACCACGAGAGCGGGCCUUUCAACACCGAGAAGGUCCUGGUCGCAGUGAAAACUUACUGGGUAGGAAGUUCCAAUUCGACUCUCUAGCCUUCGGUGAGCCUGCUCGUAUUUUUGUUCUGGUUCCCUGCUGGCUUGUCAACUCAUUUUUUUCUUACGUGAUCUAAGAAGUUCCUUUUCCGUUU
This is a messenger RNA of Selaginella moellendorffii, 2148 nucleotides long. Its product is annotated as probable methyltransferase PMT16. The record is from RefSeq and is a predicted model, not a curated record. Lineage: Eukaryota; Viridiplantae; Streptophyta; Lycopodiopsida; Selaginellales; Selaginellaceae. Gene Ontology annotation, cellular component: endosome; trans-Golgi network; cytoplasm. The coding region runs from base 212 to 2053 and encodes 613 amino acids. The transcript is spliced from 6 exons. Gene Ontology annotation, molecular function: methyltransferase activity.